Messenger RNA from Phytophthora nicotianae INRA-310, 378 nucleotides. RefSeq lists its product as hypothetical. The transcript is spliced from 2 exons. The annotation marks the transcript as partial. Lineage: Eukaryota; Oomycota; Peronosporomycetes; Peronosporales; Peronosporaceae. The record is from RefSeq and is a predicted model, not a curated record.
GCUCCAGACGACGAGAAGUGCCUGAAGAAGCUCCUGCGCGAGUUCCAAGUGCAAUUCUGCGGACUCGGAGUAUCUGUCGCAAGACAAUACUACCAUGCGAGGAAGGGCGCCGAUGAGACACCGCUGGAAUACCUUCACCGCCUGAACGUCGCAGGACUGAGGACGAAGCUACGCGUGAAGAGCGGUCCAUCCGACGUUCGCCGCGAGCACGUAGUACAUUUCAUUGAGACCCUGGACGACCGUGAUCUAGCCGAUCAGCUUGCGUUGCUGCGUAUCUGGGAUGCCGAUGCGCUGGAGGAGGUACUGCGGGCGAGACAGCGUGCUAAGAACCGUCAGGGACGAGCACGCUUCAGCCUCAGCCUAUGUACUGAGGCCACU